Molecule: messenger RNA, 2377 nt
Organism: Pelecanus crispus (Dalmatian pelican)
Lineage: Eukaryota; Metazoa; Chordata; Aves; Pelecaniformes; Pelecanidae
Source: RefSeq, a predicted model, not a curated record
GAGAAAAAAGAGCAAGAGCCGAAGUCGAAGCCAUGACAGGAAGAGGAGCAGAAGUAAGGAACGCAAACGGAGCCGAGAUCGGGAAAGGAAGAAGAGCAGAAGCCGGGAAAGGAAACGGAGCAGAAGCAAAGAACGCAGACGCAGCCGUUCCAGAAGUAGAGAUCGCAGAUUCAGAGGCCGCUAUAGAAGUCCCUAUUCUGGUCCAAAAUUCAACAGUGCCAUCAGAGGGAAGAUUGGUCUGCCUCACAGCAUCAAAUUAAGCAGACGACGCUCCAGAAGCAAAAGUCCCUUCAGAAAAGACAAGAGCCCUGUUAGAGAACCUAUUGAUAAUCUUACCCCUGAAGAGAGGGAUGCUCGAACAGUAUUCUGCAUGCAGCUGGCUGCAAGAAUUCGACCGAGAGACCUGGAAGAAUUUUUCUCUACAGUAGGGAAGGUUCGUGAUGUGCGAAUGAUUUCAGAUAGAAAUUCCAGGCGUUCAAAGGGAAUUGCUUAUGUAGAAUUUGUUGAUGUUAGUUCAGUGCCUCUGGCAAUAGGACUAACUGGACAGAGAGUCUUGGGUGUACCAAUCAUAGUACAAGCAUCACAGGCAGAGAAAAACAGAGCAGCAGCAAUGGCAAAUAAUCUGCAGAAAGGCAGUGCUGGUCCUAUGAGGCUCUAUGUGGGAUCAUUACACUUCAACAUAACUGAAGAUAUGCUUCGAGGAAUUUUUGAGCCAUUUGGCAGGAUUGAAAGCAUCCAGCUGAUGAUGGAUAGUGAAACUGGACGAUCAAAAGGAUAUGGAUUUAUUACGUUCUCAGACUCUGAGUGUGCCAAAAAGGCCUUGGAACAACUCAAUGGAUUUGAGCUGGCUGGUAGGCCAAUGAAAGUUGGACAUGUAACUGAGCGCACUGAUGCUUCCAGUGCUAGUUCCUUUUUGGACAGCGAUGAGUUGGAACGGACUGGAAUUGACUUGGGAACAACUGGUCGCCUUCAGUUGAUGGCAAGACUUGCAGAAGGUACUGGUUUGCAGAUUCCCCCGGCUGCACAGCAGGCUCUGCAGAUGAGUGGAUCUUUGGCAUUUGGAGCUGUGGCAGAUUUGCAAACGAGACUAUCUCAGCAGAAUGAAGUUCUGGCUGCAGCUGCUUCUGUACAACCACUUGCAACACAGUGCUUCCAGCUUUCCAACAUGUUUAAUCCUCAAACCGAAGAAGAAGCUGGCUGGGAUACAGAAAUUAAAGAUGAUGUGAUUGAGGAAUGUAACAAACAUGGAGGAGUUAUCCACAUCUAUGUAGACAAAAACUCAGCUCAGGGCAACGUGUAUGUCAAAUGUCCUUCGAUUGCUGCUGCCAUUGCAGCUGUAAAUGCGUUGCAUGGGAGGUGGUUUGCAGGUAAAAUGAUUACAGCAGCGUAUGUACCUCUUCCAACGUACCAUAGCCUUUUCCCAGAUUCUAUGACUGCAACCCAACUACUGGUUCCCGUUCGACGAUGAAGAUGGAUUUAGUCAGUUUUGUACAUAGUUAUUUUUUGGAGGAAGAUUGAGUUAUCUUUUAUUUAGAUAAAACUAAAGGAGAGGAUUUAAUGUCAUUUUGUGUACACUUCCUGCUACCUUUAAAAAUAAAAUGAAGUAAGCAGAAAUGCAGUGUGUUCAUUCUCCCUAACUAGCAUUUCCACUGUAUACAAAGCUGUUGACUUCUUGUUCUGCCUUGUAAUUCUUGUACAUUUACUAAGGUGAUCUGUAGGAACUGAGAAGUAGCUCAUAGAAAACAAGUUCUCUGUAAAAGGCAGAUGGGACAUAAUGGCAUUUUUAAUGUUUCACAGGCCUUUCUUUUAAUGCAGCAAUUACAUUUUACAUUUCACUAAAUGUAGGUGAUCUGCUAAAGGUUAAUACCAGAGAUAGACUUUAUGAAGGGACAUAUUUAGUGUUUUGUAUAAAUGGAAAAUUCAAAAGGCUACUGAAAGCUGACUCUAGACAGCCACUCAGCUUGCUUUGUGCUGAAUAAUUGGUAAGAAUAGAAGGAUUGAAGGGUUUUAUUUCUUGAUGGUAACUUUUGAUUAAUGUAUCUGUAAAAGUUUCUUUGUAAAUACUGUGUGAGGUGUGUCUACGUUUCCAAACAAAACGAUCUCUGCAUUUCCAGAUAAGUUUCUAUGUAUGCAGUGUGGCACAGUUGAAGGAUUUCAGCCGAGUCUGAAAAUCAGUAGGAAAUACAGAAACAUGUUUUGUUCUGGUUGCAUAUAAUCUUUGCUCUUUUUAAGCUCUGUGAGCUCUGAAAUAUAUUUUUGGGUUACUUCAGUGUGUUUGACAAGACAGCUUGAUAUUUCUAUCAAACAAAGACUUUCAUAUUGCAACAAUCUUUGUAAGAACCACUCAAAUAAAAUUCUCUUAAAAAGGCCUUCAUGA